This is a messenger RNA of Zootoca vivipara (common lizard), 1572 nucleotides long. RefSeq names its product LIM domain only 3 (gene LMO3). Lineage: Eukaryota; Metazoa; Chordata; Lepidosauria; Squamata; Lacertidae. Gene Ontology annotation, molecular function: transcription coactivator activity; DNA-binding transcription factor binding. Gene Ontology annotation, cellular component: nucleus. Gene Ontology annotation, biological process: positive regulation of transcription by RNA polymerase II. The record is from RefSeq and is a predicted model, not a curated record.
CUCUCUUCGCUUUCAACGCAAACCUCUUCCACUUGACCCAAACUACGGGGUGGGACACACACACACACUUGCCGCUUCUUGCUUUGCUCAAUGCGAAGGAGCUACCCGAGAGUCCUUAAAUCAACUCAUGCAGAAAAAGGAGAAAAGUUUCGGUAUACAAAUGCUCUCUGUCCAGCCAGACACCAAACCGAAAGGUUGUGCUGGCUGCAACCGUAAGAUCAAAGACAGGUAUCUCCUAAAGGCCCUGGACAAAUACUGGCAUGAGGACUGUCUGAAGUGUGCCUGCUGCGACUGCCGUUUGGGGGAGGUCGGCUCUACCUUGUACACCAAAGCCAACCUUAUCCUGUGCCGCAGAGACUACCUGAGGUUAUUUGGCGUUACGGGGAACUGUGCAGCCUGCAGCAAACUCAUCCCUGCUUUUGAGAUGGUGAUGAGGGCCAAGGACAAUGUUUACCACCUGGACUGCUUCGCCUGUCAACUUUGUAAUCAGAGAUUUUGCGUGGGAGACAAAUUUUUCCUAAAGAACAACAUGAUACUCUGCCAGACAGACUAUGAGGAGGGUUUAAUGAAAGAAGGUUACGCACCCCAAGUUCGCUGAUCCGAUGCCUCGUCGCGGAGAAUAUUGAAGCACUAUGUUCUUACCCUUUCUUUUCUUUGCUUUUGUUCAACGUGUAUAUAUAUAUACAUAUAUAUAUAUUAAAAAGAAAAACAAUGGCAGAACCUACUGAAUAACGUAGAUAUAGGGAGACAGGAGGGUCGUGUGGAAUAAAAGGCGGACUUCAAAUACAUGUAGUGGAAAUUGCACCAGUUCACAGUUGAAUGUUUAUUAAAAGAUAAUGUAAAUACUUGCUGGAGUUUUUUUUCCUCUCUUUUGCUUGCUGUUUUGGUAAUCUUAUUUUACUUUAUUUUUUUAUUUUGCGUCACUUGGCAUGAGAUGCUUAUUUUGGACCAAUGUAUAUAAUGUACUGUAAUAUUCAAAGCACAAAUGUAAUACAGUUUUAUUGUGUUACCAUUUGCUUCUUUGUAUUGUUGCAUUUAGUACAAUCGGUGUUUAAACUUUAUUGUAUAUUUAUGCUUUCUGUAUCUACCAGCUAUUUUGAAAGAGCUGUAUCUUUCUAGUAAAAACAAAACAAAAGCAAAAAAAAAGGAGAGAGAGAGAGAGAGAGAGCGCCAAUCCCAUGCAUUCUUCUCCGUUUUAAGAGCUUCACAAAUGCUUGAUCUAUUGAAUUAAAACUGAUGGGUAAAACUGGCCAAAUUUAAGUGCACAGUUCCAUUGACUUGAAUUGGGUCUAUUUAAGUGCAUGCUAAACUCUCCCAUUGAAACCAAUGGGAUUUGGAGGUGCUUAAUUUCAGACUGGAUUAUAAUUCUAGCAACAGCGCUGAAGCUUCUGAGGUUCUCGGUCUUUCAUUAGAUCUCAUGCAAGCUUUUCUUAUCAUUACUAUUAUUAUAUUGAAUGAUGUUUGCUAUUUUAUUCCAUACAGUUCAAAAAGUACUUUCUGUUUGCUACAGAAUUUCAGUGGGGGGGGGGAGUUUCCCCGCAACUUUGUUGGCAGUACUUCUCAACCUUACGG